Molecule: messenger RNA, 2646 nt
Organism: Osmerus eperlanus (European smelt)
Lineage: Eukaryota; Metazoa; Chordata; Actinopteri; Osmeriformes; Osmeridae
Gene: klc1b
Product: kinesin light chain 1b
Exons: 16
Coding region: 48-2024 (658 amino acids)
Biological process (GO): microtubule-based movement
Cellular component (GO): kinesin complex; cytoplasm
Molecular function (GO): kinesin binding
Source: RefSeq, a predicted model, not a curated record
ACUCCAACACAUACCGAUGAAAACAAAACAUUACGUCAUUAAAGCCGAUGCAAAGCUUUCUGGGAGCUUCCCAGGGAGACGCCAUUUUGGAUUUAAAGGGGCUGAUCCAGCUAUCACAAACAGCUCUCGGUCCCCAGAGGUUGAAGAUGUCCACCAUGGUGUACCUGAGGGAGGAGAAGCUGGAGAAGCUGUCCCAGGAGGAGAUCAUCUCCAGCACCAAGCUGGUGAUCCAGGGUCUGGAGGCGCUGAGGAGCGAACACAACUCCAUCCUGCAUAGCCUGCUGGAGACCAUCCGCUGUCUGAAGAGGGAGGAGGAGGCCAGCCUGGUGCACGAGAAGGCCAGUCUGCUCAGGAAGUCUGUGGAGAUGAUCGAGCUGGGCUUGGGGGAGGCACAGGUGAUGAUGGCUCUGUCCAACCACCUGAACACGGUGGAGUCUGAGAAGCAGAAGCUGCGGGCGCAGGUGAGGCGCCUGUGCCAGGAGAACCAGUGGCUGAGAGACGAGCUGGCCAACACCCAGCAGAAGCUGCAGAAGAGCGAGCAGAGCGUGGCCCAGCUGGAGGAGGAGAAGAAACAUCUGGAGUUCAUGAACCAGCUGAAGAAGUACGACGAGGACCUGUCUCCCACUCAGGAGGAGAAAGAGGGCGAGGCUUCCAAGGACUCCCUGGACGAUCUGUUCCCCAACGAUGAAGAGGAACCAGGCCAUGGCAUGCAGCAGCAGCACAACAGCGCGGCGGUGGCCGCGGCCCAGCAGGGGGGUUAUGAGAUCCCGGCACGCCUCAGGACCCUCCACAACCUGGUGAUCCAGUACGCCUCCCAGGGCCGCUACGAGGUGGCCGUGCCCCUCUGCAAGCAGGCCCUGGAGGACCUGGAGAAGACCUCCGGACACGAUCACCCCGACGUGGCCACCAUGCUCAACAUCCUGGCCCUGGUCUACAGGGAUCAGAACAAGUACAAGGAGGCAGCCCACCUCCUGAACGACGCCCUCUCUAUCCGGGAGAAGACCCUGGGCCGGGACCACCCUGCCGUGGCCGCAACGCUGAACAACCUGGCUGUGCUGUACGGGAAGAGAGGGAAGUACAAGGAGGCGGAGCCGCUGUGCAAGAGAGCGCUGGAGAUCAGAGAGAAGGUUCUGGGUAAGGACCACCCUGACGUGGCUAAGCAGCUGAACAACCUGGCUCUGCUGUGUCAGAACCAGGCCAAGUACCAGGAGGUAGAGCAGUACUACAGCCGCGCCCUGGAGAUCUACGAGGGCAGACUGGGCCCUGACGACCCCAACGUGGCCAAGACCAAGAACAACCUGGCUUCCUGCUUUCUCAAACAGGGAAAGUACAAGGAGGCUGAGAUUCUGUACAAAGAGAUUCUGACUCGCGCCCACGAGAAAGAGUUUGGCUCCGUCGAUGCUGACAACAAGCCCAUCUGGAUGCACGCUGAGGAGAGGGAGGAGAUGAGCAAGGGCAAGCACAGAGACAAUACUCCCUAUGGAGAGUAUGGAGGCUGGUACAAGGCCUGCAAAGUCAACAGCCCCACAGUGAACACCACCCUGAGGAACCUGGGCGCUCUGUACCGCCGCCAGGGCAAGCUGGAGGCAGCUGACACCCUAGAGCAGUGUGCCACGCGCUCCCGCAAGCAGGGCGUGGACCCCAUGACCCACGGGGCGCGUGUGGUGGAGCUCCUGAAGGAGCGGAGGGAGGCUCCGCCCAGCGGGAAAUACGACAGUGGCUCAGAGACGGGCGAGGAAGUGAGUAUGGGCGUGGAGUGGAACGGGGACGGCAGUGGGGCCCUGCAGAGAAGCGGCUCUCUGGGGAAGCUGAGAGAUGUGUUGCGCAAGAGCAGCGAGCUGCUGGUGAAGAAACUCCAGGGGACCAGCCCCCCCACCCCCCGCAGCACCACCAUGAAGAGAGCUGCCUCCCUCAACUACCUAAACAAGACCACAGAAGAUUCCUUCCAGACUGGGGCUCGCGGUCGGCUGAAGGAGAGUCGGGGUUUGAGCUCCAGUACUGUCGACCUGAACAGUGGGUACUGAGCUCAGCUUCCCUGAAGAUGCUGCUCUGUAACCCUGAACCCACCUCCCUUCUAAAACCAUCACCAAGGAUACAUUCUCCCCCCCCUACCCCAUCACCAAGGAUACAGGCCAGACCUCUGGACAGCUGGCCCAAAGACCACCCAGCCAUCCUCUCUUCCCUCACAGAGCCUGUGGCACAGACCUGCCCCUGCUUCUCCACUAGAGGGCAGCAGGUCAUAGACAACAUGUCGACCCUCUCUCCUCAAGGAGAAUCCACUCCCACCUCAUGGUAGUUGACACUGGCUACAGAUCCAUAUAAAAACUGUUUUGCCACGACUGUUCUCUUGUAAAAAGAAUAUUUCCAGUGAAAUGUUUCUGCAUUAUGCUGCUGUCUUCCUGUGCCAUCUAGUAGUUGUUUCAAAAACGGUUUCACUACAUGUAUAAACAGCUGUUUUGUUACUUUUAAUGUUCCCCAAAUUAUCGUAUGUGGGAAGCUGGAUUUUGGUUAUUUUGUUUGUGUAAAUCACAACCUUAACAUUUUACAGCAUUUACUUAUUGUGAAUGCUUUUGAACUGUUUUUAAAUAUUUAUUCCACAUUUGCCUGUAGAGAUUUCUCUGGGAGCGAGGUGUUUGCAUAAAGCUU